Messenger RNA from Gymnogyps californianus (California condor), 1432 nucleotides. RefSeq names its product RAB, member RAS oncogene family like 6 (gene RABL6). Gene Ontology annotation, molecular function: GTP binding. NCBI's taxonomy places the organism in Eukaryota, Metazoa, Chordata, Aves, Accipitriformes, Cathartidae. Gene Ontology annotation, cellular component: cytosol; nucleus. Bases 95 to 1432 code for a protein of 445 amino acids. The record is from RefSeq and is a predicted model, not a curated record. The transcript is spliced from 10 exons.
UCCCCCUAUGCCCCCCCCGGGGCCGCCCUGCCCCUGAGCCCCGGAGCAGCGGCCCUUUUCCUGGCGGUGGUGGCGCAGGUGUGGGACCAGAAAGAUGUUCUCAGCCCUGAAGAAGCUGGUGGGCUCGGACCAGGCUCCGGUCAGAGACAAGAAUAUCCCUGCGGGGCUGCAGUCCAUGAACCAGGCUCUGCAGAGGAGGUUUGCCAAGGGAGUCCAGUAUAACAUGAAAAUUGUCAUCCGAGGGGACAGGAACACUGGGAAAACCACACUCUGGCACCGACUGCAGGGAAAGAAAUUUAUUGAGGAAUAUAUUCCAACUCAGGAGAUCCAAGUCACCAGCAUCCACUGGAAUUAUAAAACCACUGACGAUAUUGUUAAAGUUGAAGUCUGGGAUGUAGUUGACAAAGGAAAAUGCAAAAAACGAGGAGAUGGUUUGAAACUGGAAAAUGACCCUCAGGAGGCAGAGUCGGAAAUGGCUCUGGAUGCAGAGUUCCUGGAUGUCUAUAAAAACUGCAAUGGUGUAGUGAUGAUGUUUGACAUCACCAAACAGUGGACAUUUAACUACAUUCUGAGGGAGCUUCCUAAAGUGCCGACUCACGUUCCAGUGUGCGUGCUUGGGAAUUACCGAGACAUGGGGGAGCACAGGGUCAUUCUGCCUGGCGAUGUGCGGGACCUCAUCGACAAUUUAAACAGGCCUCCCGGCUCCUCAUAUUUUCGCUAUGCUGAGUCUUCCAUGAAGAACAGCUUUGGCCUCAAGUACCUGCACAAGUUCUUCAACAUCCCCUUCUUGCAGCUGCAGAGGGAGACGUUGCUACGGCAGCUGGAGACGAAUCAGCUGGAUAUUGAUGCAACUUUGGAGGAGCUGUCAGUGCAGCAAGAGACAGAAGAUCAAAACUACGAACUCUUCCUUGAAAUGAUGGAAGCCCGAAGUCGAGGACACACGUCGCCACUAACAACUAACGGGCAAAGCCCUUCCUCUGGCUCCCAGUCACCCAUAGUACCGCCGAGCUCCACGUCGACGGGCAGCUCCAGCCCUGGCACCCCACAGCUGCCCCAGCCGCUUUCCACAAGCUCCGCCAUCUCUCCUGAACCCCCCUCAUCUUUUUCACCAGUGCCUGCACCCGAGGCCCAGCAGCCACACGCGCCUCCACCAGCUACAGCCUCCCCAGCACCUCCAGCUGCAGUCCUGCCACCGAAGCGCAGCAUUAUUUCACGUCUGUUUGGGACGUCUCCUGCAUCAGACCCCUCUCCUCCCCAGCCAGAUGCUGCUGCUGCCACUCCUCCUCCCCACCCUGAAGCCCCUGCAAAAGUACAGAGUGUGGAGGACUUUGUUCCCGAUGACAGCCUGGACCACAGCUUUCUAGAAGACCCAGCCCCACAGAAGGUCAAAGGGAAACCACAGACUAAACGCCGUGUCGAUAGUGAAAGGUAA